AUGAAAAGUCUUCCAAUUGACUCCAGCUCUGUGCAAACACACCACAGUCCUUUCGUGAUUAAGACAGAAAACAACUCUCGCAGUGGUGACGACGACGCUGCGCCCUCGUGUACCCCGGCUCUCGGGGACAAGCUGUCCGCUGCCCCGGCCGCCGCCUCGCUACCGCCCUCGUCCAUUUUCUCCCAACGUGACCAUCAAUCCUGCAUUCCAAACCAGCCAACAUUUGUAACCUUUCGUACCCCUUUCGGAUAG
Messenger RNA from Mesocestoides corti, 252 nucleotides. Lineage: Eukaryota; Metazoa; Platyhelminthes; Cestoda; Cyclophyllidea; Mesocestoididae. The record is from the annotation of a GenBank genome assembly.